AUGUCCUCAAUCCAAGAAGAUCUCGAUUUCGAGAAACUUCCCGUCUCGCCUUCAGAACUCUCACAUGCUGCAACCGAAUUUGACAAGGAAUUCGCUCCCAUCGUAAUUUCACCUCCAGAUACACUCAUUCCAACAUGGGACAAAAAACUAAGUCGAUCCAUUUCACUAGCAAGAAGGCGUUCUUCCAACGGAUAUGGUUGCGAUGAUCCAGAAAAUCCUGCGGGGGAGUUUGAAGGAGAAGGGGAUGAAGCGAGAGAUCCUUUCGAGGUGAAGUUUGAUGGUGGCGAUAGUGAUCCCAGGUGUCCGAGAAGUAUGGCUCAUGGAAGAAAGUGGUUGGUGGUUAUUAUUGUGAGCGCAAGCUCGUUUUGUGUUACAUGUGCGUCAUCAAUGUAUACCAGUACUUACGCCCAGAUAGAGGAAGAAUUCCACUGCUCUCGAGAAGUCGCUACCCUUGGACUUUCUAUGUUUAUCCUUGGACUUGGCCUGGGACCAAUGUUACUCGGACCUCUUUCUGAAUUUUAUGGUCGUCGUCCGAUAUAUCUUUGCUCCUUUUCUUUCUUCUUAAUAUGGCUGGUUCCUUCGGCUGUGGCGCAAAAUAUUCAGACGAUGCUCGUAGCGAGAUUCUUUGCUGGUCUUUCCGGAAGUGCUUUCCUGUCCGUCGCAGGAGGCACAGUGGGAGAUUUAUUUAAUCGAGAACAACUUCAAGGUCCUAUGCUACUCUAUACAGCAUCGCCAUUCAUCGGUCCCUCAUUUGGUCCACUGAUCUCGGGAUUCAUUAACCAAUUCACGUCAUGGCGUUGGACAUUCUACGUUCUGAUCAUCUGGUCAGCGUGCAACUUAACAUUGAUCUUUUCUCUCGUCCCAGAAACUUAUCAUCCGGUUGUCUUGAAGGCCAAAGCUCGCAAGAUUCGAAAAGAAACUGGCGAUGAUCGUUGGUUUGCACCUAAUGAGAGACUCAACAAGUCUAUUCCGAAGACCAUUGGCUAUUCCCUACUCAGACCCGGUCAAUUAUUAAUCUUUGAGCCCAUGUGUCUCAACCUUUGCAUAUUUUCGGCCAUCUUGCUCGGUAUCCUCUACCUAUUCUUUGGCGCCUUUCCUCUCGUCUUUGAGGGGAACCACGGAUUCCAACAAUACCAAGUUGGAUUGACCUUCCUCGGUCUAUUCAUCGGAAUGCUAAUCGCAGCGGCUACUGACCCGUUCUGGCAUAAGAACUAUGUACGACUGAUCAAGCAGAGAGAAGAAAUGACGGGUGAAAUUGGUGGAUCCGAACCCGAAUAUCGUCUACCUCCAGCGAUUCUAGGAGCCUGUCUCGUUCCUAUCGGUUUAUUUCUCUUUGCAUGGACAACAUAUUCAUCUGUUCAUUGGAUUUUCCCAAUCAUUGGAUCUGGUAUUUUCGGAAUGGGAACCAUUCUAGUCUUUACUGGCAUCUUUACAUUCCUGGUUGAUGCAUAUCCAUUGUAUGCAGCCAGCGCCCUAGCAGCGAAUAGUUUCACGAGAAGUAGUUUCGGAGCUAUCUUUCCGCUCUUUGGGAUCCAAAUGUAUCACAAGCUCGGCGAUCAAUGGGCAACCACUCUCCUGGCGUUUUUGACGCUGGUCAUGACGCCUUUCCCCUACCUCUUCUUUAAAUACGGGAAGAAGAUCAGGGGUCAUAGUCGUUUUGCUACCGCGUGA
Molecule: messenger RNA, 1671 nt
Organism: Botrytis porri
Lineage: Eukaryota; Fungi; Ascomycota; Leotiomycetes; Helotiales; Sclerotiniaceae
Exons: 5
Coding region: 1-1671 (556 amino acids)
Biological process (GO): transmembrane transport
Cellular component (GO): membrane
Molecular function (GO): transmembrane transporter activity
Source: RefSeq, a predicted model, not a curated record